Vicia villosa (hairy vetch) is the source of this 1113-nucleotide messenger RNA. RefSeq lists its product as uncharacterized. Gene Ontology annotation, molecular function: DNA binding; endonuclease activity. The transcript has a single exon. The coding region runs from base 1 to 1113 and encodes 370 amino acids. The record is from RefSeq and is a predicted model, not a curated record. Gene Ontology annotation, biological process: DNA repair. Lineage: Eukaryota; Viridiplantae; Streptophyta; Magnoliopsida; Fabales; Fabaceae.
AUGAUUAUCGGAUCUUUGAACGUGAGAGGGGGAGGUAGUUUGCUGAAAAGAAGGAGAAUUAAUUCUAUCAUAAAUAAAGGGAAGGCUGACAUUUUUGUAAUUCAAGAAACCAAGGUUAUGUUGAUGGAGGAGUCAAUUGCGAAGAGUUUUUGGAGGAAAGACAAUAUCGGUUAUUCCUUCUCCAAUUCGGUAGGGAGAUCGGGAGGCUUGAUUACGUUAUGGAAGGAAGAUGCGGUGAAUGUUUUACACAGUUUUUCGGGGGACGGUUUUUUGGGGAUAAAAGCUCAGUGGCAGGGUAAUUUUUAUUAUGUUUGCAAUAUCUAUUCUUCUUGUGAUCUUCAAAGGAAAAUUUCUCUCUGGAGAGUGCUUUUGGAUCUUAAAAAUAGAUAUGUGGAUGGUGAUUGGAUUAUGUGUGGGGACUUUAACGCCAUAAAGAAUUGUAGGGAAAGGAAAGGGAGGUCUCAGAACGUAAAUGUCAAUGAGAUGAAAGCUUUUGGUGAUUUCAUUGAGAAUUGCAAUUUGGUGGAUGUCCCUUGUAAAGGCAAGCGUUUCACAUGGUAUAGUGGGGAUGGCCUAUCGAUGAGUAGGCUUGAUCGUUUUCUCAUUUCGGACUCUAUUAUUAAUAAAUGGGGAGUGGUGGGGCAAAGUAUAGGUGAUAGAGACGUUUCAAACCAUUGUCCCGUGUGGAUUGUCAAGGAUAAUGUUGAUUGGGGUCCAAAACCGUUCAAAGUCAACAAUGAAUGGUUCCAACUCAAAUCUUUUUUACCUUUUGUCAAGAAAUCUUGGGAAGAAGCGGUGGUGGAAGGGAGGAGCGAUUUUGUUCUUAAAGAAAAAUUUCGUAUUCUAAAGGAGAGACUCAAAUGGUGGAAUGAAGAGGUGUUCGGGAGGAUUGAUUUGGAGGUUGAAGAGGAGGUGGCGAAUUUGAAUAGGUGGGAUUCUUUGCUUGAGGAGGCGGAUGAUGAGGGAAGGGAUGAAAUUGUUAGAGGUAGGAAAGAGACUUCUAGCCGAUUUUGGUUGAACUUGAGAAUCAAGGAGAACAUGAUAUUACAAAAAUCUAGGCUUGCGUGGCUUAACGGUGGGGAUUCCAAUAGUGGUUUUUUCACAAAGUUAUGA